Molecule: messenger RNA, 1109 nt
Organism: Helicoverpa zea (corn earworm)
Lineage: Eukaryota; Metazoa; Arthropoda; Insecta; Lepidoptera; Noctuidae
Product: enoyl-CoA hydratase domain-containing protein 3, mitochondrial
Exons: 8
Coding region: 158-994 (278 amino acids)
Cellular component (GO): mitochondrion
Molecular function (GO): hydro-lyase activity
Source: RefSeq, a predicted model, not a curated record
UGACAGGCCGAUGAUAACAACUUGUUUUGAUACUUUGGUUGGAAAAGUUAAACUAUUUUCGAUUAGACAUUUUUAUUUAUUUGGUUAUAUCUAUUUUUACUACUACAUUGAGACCAAAAGUCUGAUAUUUAACAGUCUAUAUAUGUAAUAACCAAACAUGUUAGUUACCCUUCAGAAUAAAUAUAUAAGGCCUCUAUUCAUACAUUGUCGAGCUCUUCACAACCAAUAUUUAAUUGCAAAUGAGACUAAUGGAACUCGGGAAAUUACUCUCAACCAUGAGAAAACAAAAAAUUCACUGUCUCUGGAUAUGAUGAACAGCCUAAUAGAAGCGAUUAAUUUAAAUAAGGACGACAAAUCUUUGAGGGCUAUAGUGUUAAGUGCUAAAGGGAAUGUAUUUUCGGCAGGUCAUAAUUUAAAAGAAUUGCAAUCUAAUACCGGCGUAGAUCAACACAGACUGAUAUUUAGCAAAGCAAGCGAGCUAAUGAAGUCCGUUAUACAAAGUCCCGUUCCUGUUAUCGCUAAGGUGAAUGGCUUCGCAACGGCAGCAGGGUGUCAGCUCGUCGCAACUUGCGAUAUGAUUGUAUGUUCAGACACAAGCAAAUUCUCCACACCUGGAGCUAACUUUGGCAUAUUUUGUUCAACGCCAGGCAUAGCUGUUGGAAGGUGUGUUCCAAAAUCCAGAGCUACGUAUAUGCUAUUUACAGGUGAACCAAUAACCGCUCAAGAGGCUUACGAAAGUGGACUUGUCACAAAAGUAGUACCAGCGAAUGAACUUGAUAAUGAAGUUAAUAAAAUCAUUGAGAAAAUUAAACAUAAGAGCCGAAGCGUCAUUGCUCUUGGCAAAGAAUUCUAUUACAAACAAAUUGACCAAAGUUUGAUGGAAGCUUAUAAGCUAGGAGAAGAUAUUAUGGUCAAGAACAUCAAUUCAAACGAUGGACAAGAAGGCAUUAAGAGUUUUGUUGAGAAACGAAAAGCAAUUUGGAGCCACGAGUAGCUGUUAUCGCGUAUGUUCAAGAACAACACAAAUUACUUACGAAUAAUGUGUAUUUUAUCUAUAUAAAUUUUCGUGUACUGAUAAAUGGACGUAAAGAUGUGUUCAAAAAUUAAAA